This is a messenger RNA of Salvia splendens (bonfire salvia), 1887 nucleotides long. RefSeq names its product probable nucleoside diphosphate kinase 5. The coding region runs from base 1013 to 1498 and encodes 161 amino acids. Gene Ontology annotation, molecular function: nucleoside diphosphate kinase activity. The record is from RefSeq and is a predicted model, not a curated record. Lineage: Eukaryota; Viridiplantae; Streptophyta; Magnoliopsida; Lamiales; Lamiaceae. The transcript has 5 exons. Gene Ontology annotation, biological process: GTP biosynthetic process; UTP biosynthetic process; CTP biosynthetic process.
CUCGCGUAUCAGUAUUCGUGUUUGAUGCUAAAAGCAGUUUGCUGCGUGUGAUCUCGUUUUAAGUUUAUUAUGGCUCUUCGUUUUGCGGCUUUCUGCUCAAAGAAUUGCGUUCUUAUCUGCCUUCUGCUCUUCACUUGCAGAUUACGAGCUGAAUUUGAUACGAUCGCUUGGAUUGGGUGAGAUUGCUCAUUAACUGAAUUGGACUAGUGAAACGGCUUAGAGAAUGGAAGUUUUUUGUUGUUUUAGCUUUUGACGUUACUGUUCUAGCUGCAUUUGUUUGAUUCCUGAUUUGCUGAAUCGAAAAGGAUAACAAUCUAUGAGAAUUAUUGGUCCCCAGUCCUCACAUCGCCUUUCCACUAACAAUGGAGGCGUUUGAUCAUGUAAAUUACGCGGAGAUUGCUGUUCGUGGAAUUGCAACAGGGAAAUGCAUAGUAUAACCCCUAUUUGUAGAUUAAAUUUAGCAUUUGUAUUUCCUUGGCAUACUCUCUUGCCUUUUUAAGACCUUAAGUUAUGUUUACUUUUUUAUGCCUACUUGAGCAGUUGUCUGUUGAGUUGCAACUUGUCUAGUGCGCUUUAGAGGUGCAAGCAGUUUGAGGAGAAUGUUGAUUAUAUUGAUCUGAAGAAAAAAAAAAGGAAUCAUAAUAUGCAGCAGGCUGUGGUGGUGGUGGAGAUCCUAAUGUUUGGCGCCUCUUCUGUUAAUUGCUUUUUCUCCCUGGGGUUCUUCCUUCUUCGUGCUUAGUUUUUGGUUGAGAUUAGGUUUUAGCUGUAAAGGAAGAGACAUCAUAGUGCCUGUAAUAUACGCAUGCAUAUCUACUUUGUUGUACGCAAAAGGUUAAUAGAUAGUGCACUGUAAUGUAUGCACUGCUCUUGAAAUGUUUGGGGCUCAUCCGUGGCUUACCAUAGUUGUAGUGCAUAUGAUUUAAAAAAGGCUUUGUUGAUAGAAGCAUGUUUACUUGGCUGGAUGUUACUUUGUCUAAAGUUUCUUUUUAGUUAAAACUAAUUCCGCUUGCAAAUGUUGGACUCUAGAGCAUCAUCUGAUGCGGAUGGCUUCAAAGAAAAGACCCUGGCAAUGAUAAAACCGGAUGGAGUUGAAGGUAAAUAUGUUGAUGCUAUAAAGGAAAUCAUCUUGGAUUCUGGCUUCAGCAUCACGCAGGAGAUUGAGCGCCAAUUAGAUGAUUCUACAGUGAAGAGUUUCUAUGCUGAGCAUGCUUCAAAGAGUUUUUUCUCAAACCUUGUUCAGUACAUGACCAGUGGGCCAGUGCGGAUAAUGGUGAUAGAAAAGGAAAAUGCCAUAGCUGAUUGGCGUGCUUUGAUUGGACCUACAGAUGCAAAGAAAGCUAAGGUGACUCAUCCAGACAGUGUCCGAGCAUUGUGUGGACUCAACUCAGAAAGAAACUGUGUGCAUGGUUCAGAUUCACCACAAUCUGCUGCUAGAGAGAUAUCUUUUUUCUUUCAGAAGUCUCAAUCAGGUUUUGUCCCGACGCAUGAUGAGUUAUAAAACUGGAGAGUGCUCAAGUAGAAAUCAUAUCCAAGUUUCUAUUGGCAGCGCCUCUUUGCUGAUAGAAGUCACCAAUUAUUGACCAACUCUUGUGAUUAGUUUGGGUAAUAUCCAUAGGUGCCUUGCCCUAGGCUUAUCAUCACCCGUCCCAUUUUUUCUUGUUUUCUACUCCUUGUGCUUAUUGGUGGAAAUACGAGAGUUACAUUAUCAAUCCAUGUUAAAGAACUGUUGACUUGCAUAGUUGCAUGGAUAAUCUAUUACUUGAACGAAUACAAUGGCCAGCCAUGAUUCAUGUGGAUAAGGCUGGAAUUUAUCUACUAGAUAUUAUAAACCAUGUAUCCAAUUAUGAUAGUAAAUGCAAGAACAUCACUCCUCUUUUCAUUCGAAAA